AUGGCGACCGGUGACGGCGGUGAGAGUGGGAAGUUUGUUCCGAAGAAAGGGAUAAAAUCAUCUGUUGUUUGGAACUGGUAUGGGUUUGCUGUAACAGACAUAAAACAAGAGACCCCACGCUGCAACCUUUGUCUAAAACCCGUCGCAAUCAAAGGCAGCAGCACCACUAACUUGUUUCAACAUCUUAAACAGAGGCAUCCAGCCGAACACGAAAAAUGCCAGUCUCUCCGAGACGAACAGAGCCGCAGUGACCAAGAGCCAGUGGCUAAAAAACAGCUAACUGUAGCCGAAUCGUUCGCACAGGGGACCGCAUAUGACAAGAAAGGGGCCCGGUGGACUACAAUCACCGACGCGGUCGCUUUGUACAUAGCAAAAGACAUGGUACCCAUAUAUACCAUGGAUAAGACGGGGUUUAUAAAUUUGAUGAAAACAUUGGAUCCCAGGUAUGAGCUACCCAGCCGAAAGUAUUUCAGUGAAGUAGUCUUGCCGCAGAUGUACAGAAACACACGCAAAAAAGUUGGCAGAGAACUGGAGGAGCUGUCCUUUUUUUCGGCAACAACCGACAUGUGGAGCAGUCGAACAAUGCAGCCGUAUAUGAGUUUAACAGUGCAUUUCAUUAACAAUGCGUGGGAUUUACGCAGCAUUUCCCUCCAAACGUCAUACUUUCCCGAGGACCACACCGGUGAACUUAUCGCCAAAGGACUGAGAGACGCUCUUGACUGCUGGAACCUGUCUGAGAAUCGUCUAUCCUGCAUGACGACUGACAGCGGGACCAACAUGAUUAAAGCCCUGAAAGUGAACGGAUGGCCAAACCUCCAGUGCUUUGGACACAAACUACAUAACGCUAUCGAGAAUGGUGUUAAGGAUCCCCGCAUAGACCGAGCCAUUGGAGUUUGCAAGAAGAUAGUUGCUGCUUUUUCCUACAGUUGGAAGAAAAGAAGAGAGCUGGGUUUAGCUCAGUCAGAGCUGGGCCUCCCCCCUCAUCAGCUUAUAGUAGAAUCUCCAACCAGGUGGGGCUCCCGCCAAAAGAUGAUCGAGCGAUUCCUGGAACAGGAGAAGGCUAUUGCCCGUGUCCUGGGGUCUGAAGUUAAAAGCCGCCAUCUCGUGCCCUCUUGGCAAGACAUCGAGGUUUUGGAGUCAGUAAACAAGGCGGUUAAAGCACUCCAAGAUUUUACAGAUGCUUUAUCAGGGGAAAUGUAUGUUAGUGUCUCAUACAUCAAGCCUGUUAUCCAUCUGUUCAAAACAAGUCUUUUGCAGCCUGAGGACAACGACACAGAGCUUACCAAAACAACCAAAAGCAACAUACUGGGAUACCUUGUUAACAAAUACAGCAAUCCUGUCAAAGAUGAACUCCUGGACAUGGCCUCUCUGAUGGAUCCAAGAUUCCGGACAUCCUACAUCGACCCAGACAAGGUGGAGCAAAUCAAAAGAAGAGCUGUCAGUGAACUUCUGUCUUUCCCCACUGACAAAAGCACACCACAGCCUGGUCCAGUUGUGCAGGUGGACCAAGAGGCAAGGCCUCAGCCAAAUCCCAAGAGGAAAAAGAACUUAGCAGCUUUCUUCAAGAAGAGUGUGCCAACCCCUGGCCCUGACCAGUCAGAAGAGACUAAAAUAGAGACUGAACUUGCAACUUAUCUGCUCAUGCCAGAGGUAGAUCCUGACACUGAUCCACUGCAAUGGUGGAAGAGCAACAAAUCAAACUUCUCAAGGCUCAGUCACCUGGCCAAGAAAUACCUCAGUAUCCCUGCAACAAGUGCCCCAUCUGAGAGGCUAUUCAGUGUGGCAGGGGGAGUUGUCACACGCAGCCGAGCUUGCCUCAAGCCAGAGGCAGUGGACAGGCUGAUUUUCCUUGCCAAAAAUGUGUAA
Nothobranchius furzeri (turquoise killifish) is the source of this 1866-nucleotide messenger RNA. NCBI's taxonomy places the organism in Eukaryota, Metazoa, Chordata, Actinopteri, Cyprinodontiformes, Nothobranchiidae. The record is from RefSeq and is a predicted model, not a curated record.